This is a messenger RNA of Mercenaria mercenaria, 1620 nucleotides long. RefSeq lists its product as uncharacterized. The coding region runs from base 327 to 743 and encodes 138 amino acids. The record is from RefSeq and is a predicted model, not a curated record. Lineage: Eukaryota; Metazoa; Mollusca; Bivalvia; Venerida; Veneridae. The transcript has 4 exons.
CAUUUUGUACUAUCCCAAUUUGAAUCGGGCGGGCACAUUUGUGCGGUUGGAAUGAACAUAUGGAGCGUUAUCCUGGAAUUACGAAUGGAAGACCAAAGAAUCCUGAUUAUGCUUUGAUGAAAGAAAGACUUGUGACAUUCGAAGACUGGUCAAGAGAUGGGAUAGCUAUUGAAGACCUGGCAAAGGCGGGGUUUUACGCAACAGGAAACCAAGACUCUGUUAGAUGUUUUUACUGUGGUGGUGGGGUGAAAGACUGGCAACGAAGUGAUGAUCCCUGGAUAUAGCAUGCGACAGUCUUCCCACAUUGUGAAUAUGUAAAACUAUGUAUGGGAGAAGAUUUCAUAAACAGAGCAGCAAACAUGAACGAAAUGGAUACACAGGAAUUAACUAGAAGACUAGCAGAAGAACAUCUUGUUCCUGACCAGCUAAUAGAAGAUUUAAAUUGUAAGGCCGCAUUGCUUCUAAUAGAUAAAAAGUAUAGGCAAGAGGAUGUUGAACAGGCUAUUCAAAAGGCAAGGGAAAAGUACGGUAGAGAAGAACUAAGAGUUCACUUUAUUCACGAGUUUCUUAAUAGCAACAUGGUAACCACGCCUCGAAACAUCCAUGCAGUUGCACCAUCACAACAGACUAAUAAUACAACAGUAUCAAAUGGCUUAACAGAACAUCAACAUCUUGUUCGUUCGAGGGAUUUUAACUCUGAGAAUCUUGAUACUCAUGACAAUUUUUUAAUAAUUGCGUUGUAAUAAUACCAUACUAGUUUUUAUCGCAUUUAACACUACUUCCGUUCAUAGAUCAUAGUUCUUGUUUUAUGUACUAAGUAUUCUAAACACGUGUUUGACAUGAAUUUAGUAAAUGUCUGAGCAUACUGAACAUAUUGCCUAUAAAGACAGAUAUAUAUAUAUAUUUCCUGCAUAAGAAAGAUAAAACUUUAAAGUACAUAAUGUUACAUCAUGCAGAAACAUCUUUAAGCCAUUUUGUACUUUACAUAGAAAAUAAAAUAUUAAGGGUAAUACAGAAUUGUUCUAAUUGUUCAUUCUAUCGGCUAUAGGUCUUCUUAUAUCAUUUCAGGCUAUGAAAGAACUUAAUUGAAAAUUAUGAACAUUUCAAUAUCUAACAGAAUUGCAGCCAUUUACUGAACUUUUGUGACUAUAAGUUUUACUUGUUAAUUUUGAAAUAGGUGUACAUGUACAUAGCCAGAGGUACAAUUUAUUUUCAGAUCAAGAUCGUCUGGUGGCAGAAAAUCGGAAUUUAAAAGAUAGAAUGGCCUGCAAAAUAUGUAUGGACAAAGAUGCGUGCAUUGUGUUUAUUCCAUGUGGACAUAUGGUAUCGUGUAUAGAAUGUGCACAGAGACAACGCACGUGUGCGGUCUGUAGAGCGGAAAUAAAAGAAACAGUGCGGGCGUAUCCCGCCUAGAAAUCACAAUACUCAUAUUUGGACAUCUUUAACUACCUGAUUUUAGGAUUGACAAACGAUAGAACUGAUGAUAAUUUGCCGUAUAACUCAUCUUUUGUUUCAAGAAGUGCUUCUGUAUAUGAGUCAUACAAUGUUAUUUAUUUUCAUGCGGAAACCUUAAAACAAAUUUAAAAUAAAUUAAAAAUAUUAAAAGUAUUUAUAAUCUGA